AUGGCCGAAGUCUUCUCUUUGAUCGUGGAGGUUAACGAUGCCAAUGAUGCUUGUUUGGAAGGCUGGGGAGGCUUUCGCGGGCUGAAGCACCGCAAGCCGUUAUUUGAGGAGCUGCUUGUAGAGGGCUUCGAGGCCAUUUUGAUGCUCUUGAGCAGCAGCUUCACUUGCGGCAAAAUCCUAGUGCAAAGCCACAUGUUGCUUCAACGCAUGUCCGGCUGUGAUGUCUUGCAGUUUCCAGAGAUUUUGAGACUACACUUGCGCGCGUGGAGGCUGGGAGGGACAUUUCAGCAAACCUUGCUGGAGCGGGUGGCCUUGAGUGACUACGGUUCUGGCUUUAGGCUUUUCCAUGCAAAGGGAGAGGUUGGCGUGUGCUCGGGACUCGCCGGGACAACCUGUGCGGAGGAGGUGACAGGAAUCACUGUGCCAGCCAAGUCUGCGAACUUGGCUUUCGCUUGGGCGAGCCGACCGUGUCCCCAAAGCGAUCUUGCCUCGCUUGGUCUCGCCUCAGCGGCCUUGCUGCCUUUGCGCUUCGUGGUCCUUGAUGGUUUGACCGAUGCGGCGAAUGUUGGGACCAUUGUGACGCUUAGUUGCAACAAUGGAACCUUUGGCCAAGAUUGGCCAAGUGGCUUGACAUUUCAUGACUUGCAGCUGCAGGAGGAGCAAGUGGCGAUGCUUGAUGAGCUGAAGCAGGCCAAGGUCAUGACCAUGGCCGCCAUCGUGCAGGAUGCCAAAUUUCUCGACGAGGUGCCCAUUUUGCCUCAGCGCUGGGCAUUGGUUCUGGGCUCCGAGCACUAUGGUGUGAGCGCCGCUGUCCGUGCAGUUUGUGACCUUCCUUUGAAGGUGCGCAUGGCUGAUGGGGUUGACUCUUUGAAUGUCGGCACCUGA
Molecule: messenger RNA, 885 nt
Organism: Durusdinium trenchii
Lineage: Eukaryota; Dinophyceae; Suessiales; Symbiodiniaceae
Source: the annotation of a GenBank genome assembly